AAAUACUCCAGGGGGACGGAGGUAUGAGCUAAUCCGACCACAGAUUUGCCCUGGUGGGUCUUCGAAAUGCAGCAUGAUCGAGCUUUGAUUAUGUCAAUCUGCAUAAGAUCUACCUCCUCCAUUGACUCGUAUGAUUGAUUUGCGUUGAAGUCUUAAUGUUAGUUACUUGAAGUACUCCGUACCUGCUGUAUAUUAUCUACUUCCCAAAUUUGUUCCUUAUGCAACAUGGAAUCCCGGCUGCACGUCGAAGAAAUCAAAAAGGGUCCCCCACUUUCCUACCAUGAUGAUAUCAGAGCCUUCACGCGUCAGUAUGCCGGGUCCCUCGAUGCGCAAGAUCCUCUGCGUCAUUUCAGGGACGAAUUCCUUAUCCCGUCAAAGAAAGACCUGAAGCGGAGGGUUUUGAAUGUUAAUGGGAAUAUUGACGACUCCUCCGACCCAAGAAGCAUCUACCUCUGCGGCAACUCAUUAGGUCUCCAGCCUCGGAACACCCGGAAAUAUCUCGAGCACUAUCUACGGACCUGGGCAAUUAAAGGCGUCACUGGACACUUCACGCCACACGAUGAUCAACUACUUCCCCCGUUCGUUGAUGUCGAUGAAGCUGGGUCAAAACUCAUGGCUCCCAUUGUGGGAGCGCUACAGAGUGAAGUGGCGGUAAUGGGAACAUUAACGGCAAACUUGCACAUCUUGAUGGCAAGCUUUUACCAGCCAACUAAAGAGAAGUAUAAGAUUAUUAUCGAGGGGAAAGCAUUCCCAAGUGACCAUUAUGCCGUGGAGUCUCAAAUCCAACACCAUAAUCUGGAUCCGAAAGAUGCUAUGAUUCUAAUUGAGCCCGAGAACCUCGAUCGUCCAAUCCUGGAUACCGAGAAAAUCCUCAGGGUGAUCGACGAGCAUGCCUCAAGUACAGCUCUUAUUCUCCUUUCCGCGAUCCAAUUCUAUACCGGACAAUACUUCGAUAUCGAGAAGAUCACAGCUCAUGCCCACUCUAGGGGCAUCGUAAUCGGCUGGGACUGUGCUCAUGCGGCGGGCAAUGUCGAUUUACGACUGCACGAUUGGAACGUGGAUUUUGCUGUCUGGUGCAACUAUAAGUAUCUCAACAGUGGACCGGGAGGAAUGGCUGGACUGUUCGUCCAUGAGAAGCAUGGGCGAGUGGACAUGGGCAAGGCCGGUUCCAAGGAUAAGCCUUUUCGUCCGCGGUUGUCUGGCUGGUGGGGUGACGACAAAAAGACUCGGUUCCGGAUGGAGAACAGAUUCGUGCCGCAGCCAGGCGCAGCUGGAUUCCAGCUAUCGAAUCCGUCCGUCUUGGAUAUGAACGCGGUGAUAGCAUCCCUCGAGAUCUUCAAUCGGACAUCAAUGGCUGAGAUCCGCCAAAAGUCCCUGAACCUCACGGGCUACUUAGAACAUCUCCUCGUGAAAUACCCCAUUGACGCUACUCCGGAGGACAAGCCCUUCUCUAUUAUCACACCUUCGAACCCAGCUGAGCGAGGCGCCCAGCUGAGUAUACGCUUGGGCUCGGGCCUUCUAGACAGUGUCUUAGAGGUUCUGGAGGAGAGCGGAGUGGUAGUUGAUGAGAGAAAGCCGGACGUCAUUAGAGUUGCGCCAGCGCCUCUAUAUAAUACAUAUGCGGACGUGUGGCAGUUCUGCCAGAUCUUCUUCGAUGCUUGUCGAAAGGCAGUAAGGGCCAGAAAGUAAAGACUUUGGAUAGGAUGCAGCUUAUCUUGACUACUCACAAUCUUGUGAGAGAUAUUGGGUAUCGUGAUGUUAAGACUAGCAGCCCAUCAUCAGUGACCAUAGUGAUGACCUUAUACACCAUUUUAAAGUACUCACAUACAACCUCUCGAAUCAGGAUCUGCUAACUCUAGU
Molecule: messenger RNA, 1860 nt
Organism: Aspergillus alliaceus
Lineage: Eukaryota; Fungi; Ascomycota; Eurotiomycetes; Eurotiales; Aspergillaceae
Gene: bna5-1
Product: kynureninase
Exons: 4
Coding region: 226-1689 (487 amino acids)
Biological process (GO): NAD+ biosynthetic process
Cellular component (GO): cytoplasm
Molecular function (GO): pyridoxal phosphate binding; kynureninase activity
Source: RefSeq, a predicted model, not a curated record